Bursaphelenchus xylophilus (pine wood nematode) is the source of this 870-nucleotide messenger RNA. NCBI's taxonomy places the organism in Eukaryota, Metazoa, Nematoda, Chromadorea, Rhabditida, Aphelenchoididae. The record is from the annotation of a GenBank genome assembly.
AUGAGUAUUGAACCUCAAGUGGAAGCUGCUGCUGUUCCCCAACAGGAAAAGCAGAAAAAACAAAAGGAGGGCAAAGAAAUUUCCUCGGCCAAGUCAUCACUUCCUGGGCAGAAAGCGAAGGAUCAAUCCAAAGAAUCGGCAAAGAACCCGGACGAAAUUGGAUCGGCGAAACCAAGGGCUAAAAGAAGUUUUGGAAAAAGGAAACCCAAAAGUAGAUCGCCAAAGGAAUCUGAAGCCAAGGAAGCUGCUCCAGAGAAGCCAAAGGCAGCCCCAUUGGAUCCGGAGAGAGCGGCCAAACUGAAGGAAUGGGUCGGCGAAACCUGGACUGGGACUUCCGAAUGGUUCAAUGUCAAGAAUGGAUUCGGAUUCAUCAAACCGACGGUGGAGGACGAAGAAAAGGCCAAGGAGAAAGUUUUUGUGCAUUUUAAGAACAUUCGGGUCAACGAGAAGAACACUUUCGCUAGUCUGGGAGACAAUGAGAAGGUCGAGUUUACUGUAGGCAUCACAACCAGGGGACUGCAAGCGUUGGAUGUGAGGGGUCCUGAUGGCGCGGAACUUGAAGGACAUCACAUUCGACCUCUCUUUGGCAACAGAAAGAAGUUGCUGAAGUAAGUUAUCUUGAUGAUAAUUCAAAAUAUUAUACUGGCCUAACGUAAUUCAAACUUUUGCAGAUGCUACAACUGCGGUAAAUACGGGCACAAAGGUAGUCAGUGCAAAGAAGAGAGGCUGGAAUCAGCUUGUUAUUGGUGCAAAGAAGUCGGGCAUAAAGCCGCCAAUUGCCCAGAGGCACCUAAAAAAGGAAAUCGCAAGCCAUCUAAAGCAAGUGCGGGGGAUGAAACUGAACCAACCGAAGGCGCCAAGACUACAUAA